AUGGCGGACGAAGUUUACGACGGUGCCAUCGGCAUUGAUCUGGGUACCACCUACUCCUGCGUUGCUACCUACGAGGGUACCAAUGUCGAGAUCAUCGCCAACGAGCAGGGUUCUUUCACCACCCCUUCUUUCGUUUCCUUCACCGAGAAGGAGCGUCUGAUCGGUGAGGCUGCCAAGAACAAUGCUGCCAUGAACCCCCGCAACACUGUCUUCGAUGCCAAGCGUCUGAUUGGUCGUCGUUUCGAUGACCCUACCGUCAAGAAGGACAUCGAGUCUUGGCCCUUCAAGAUUGUCGAUGACAACGGCAGCCCCAAGAUCGAGGUCGAGUACCUCGGUGAGAACAAGCAGUUCUCUGCCCAGGAGAUCUCCUCCAUGGUUCUUACCAAGAUGAAGGAGAUUGCCGAGACCAAGCUCGGCAAGAAGGUCGAGAAGGCCGUCAUCACCGUUCCUGCCUACUUCAACGACAACCAGCGUCAGGCCACUAAGGACGCCGGUUCCAUUGCCGGCCUCAACGUCCUCCGUAUCAUCAACGAGCCCACCGCUGCCGCCAUUGCCUACGGUCUUGGUGCUGGUAAGUCCGAGAAGGAGCGUAACGUUCUUAUCUACGAUCUCGGUGGUGGUACUUUCGAUGUCUCCCUCCUCAACAUCCAGGGUGGUGUUUUCACUGUUAAGGCUACUGCCGGAGAUACACACCUCGGGGGCCAAGAUUUUGACACGAAUCUCCUCGAACACUGCAAGAAGGAGUUCGGCCGCAAGACCAAGAAGGACCUGUCUGGCGAUCCUCGCGCCCUCCGACGUCUCCGAACUGCCUGUGAGCGUGCCAAGCGUACUCUCUCCAGCGGUGCCCAGGCCACCAUUGAGAUUGACUCUCUCUUCGACGGUGAGGACUUCACUAUGUCCAUCACCCGUGCCCGUUUCGAGGACUUGAACGCCAAAGCUUUCUCUGGCACCAUCGAGCCCGUUGCCCAGGUCCUCAAGGACGCUGCUAUCGAGAAGAAGGCCGUUGACGAGAUCGUCCUUGUCGGUGGUUCCACCCGUAUCCCCAAGAUCCAGAAGCUUCUGUCCGAGUUCUUCGACGGCAAGAAGCUCGAGAAGAGCAUCAACCCCGAUGAGGCUGUUGCCUACGGUGCCGCCGUCCAGGCCGGUAUCCUCUCCGGAAAGGCCACCUCUGCUGAGACUGCCGACCUCCUCCUCCUCGAUGUCGUUCCUCUGUCUCUCGGUGUCGCCAUGGAGGGCAACAUCUUCGCCUCCGUCGUUCCCCGUGGUACCACCUGCCCCACCCUCAAGAAGCGAACCUUCACCACUGUUGCCGACAACCAGCAGACCGUUCAGUUCCCCGUCUACCAGGGUGAGCGAACCAACUGUGAGGACAACACCAGCUUGGGUGAAUUCACUCUUGCUCCUAUCCCCCCCAUGCGCGCCGGUGAGGCCGUUCUCGAGUGUGUCUUCGAGGUCGAUGUCAACGGUAUCCUCAAGGUCACCGCUACUGAGAAGACCUCUGGUCGCAGUGCCAACAUCACCAUCUCCAACUCCGUCGGAAAGCUCACCACCGACGAGAUCGAGAAGAUGGUCAACGAGGCUGAGCAGUUCAAGAGCAACGAUGAUGCUUUCCAGAAGAAGUUCGAGGCUAAGCAGCAGCUCGAGUCCUACAUUGGCCGUGUUGAGGAGAUCGUCUCCGACCCCACUCUUUCCCUUAAGCUUAAGCGUAACCAGAAGGAGAAGAUCGAGAGCACCAUCUCCGACGCCAUGGCUACUCUUGAGAUCUCCGAGAGCACCGCUGAGGACCUCAAGAAGCAGGAGCUUGCCCUCAAGCGUCUUGUCACCAAGGCCAUGUCCUCCCGAUAA
Molecule: messenger RNA, 1845 nt
Organism: Fusarium pseudograminearum CS3096
Lineage: Eukaryota; Fungi; Ascomycota; Sordariomycetes; Hypocreales; Nectriaceae
Exons: 6
Coding region: 1-1845 (614 amino acids)
Biological process (GO): protein refolding; cellular response to unfolded protein; vesicle-mediated transport
Cellular component (GO): plasma membrane; nucleus; cytosol
Molecular function (GO): ATP-dependent protein folding chaperone; misfolded protein binding; ATP binding
Source: RefSeq, a predicted model, not a curated record